Molecule: messenger RNA, 855 nt
Organism: Rotaria socialis
Lineage: Eukaryota; Metazoa; Rotifera; Eurotatoria; Philodinida; Philodinidae
Source: the annotation of a GenBank genome assembly
AUGAUGGAGACAGCUGAAGAAGAGCACGAACAAGAUGUUGUUACCUCAAGUUUAUCACCUAAUUCUGUUGUUGACAGUCUCGAUAAAUUUCUUAAAAAGCCUGAAGAUGAACGAGUUUUAACAUUUGAAUUAGAACAAAUUCUUACUGAAAUUGCUAAAACUGGUUAUUCAAGUCAUCCAUGGGAAAAGAUAAAACCAUUAUAUCUAAAAAAAUUAAGUGUUGUUCUUAAUGAAUUUAAUACAGAAUCUAAUAUGGACAAGUUAGAUACGCAUCCAAACGUUGAUCAAUCGACAUUUGAAGAAUUAAAAAGUGAUAUAAUUGAAAGGAUUAAUUCAUUUGAAAAUGCACCAUUUACUAUUCAGCGAUUAUGUGAAUUAAUACUUUCACCAAGAGCUAAUUAUCGAAGAACAGAUAAAUUUAUACGUGGUUUAACUAAAUGUGUUUCGGUGGUAACAACAAUUGACAAUGAAGGAAACAAAAUUUAUGUUGAAACAACUCGAAAUGGUUUUACAUCAUCAGCAAUGGCGGACAGCUCUGAAACAUCUUCAAAUUCUCAAAUAACGAAUGGCUUCGCAAUUCCACAUACUGUAAAUGAUAAUGAUUCCAUUGUAAUCGAAAGUCAAGAAAGUCAAGCCGGUUCAGCAAUAAAUACUCAAUUAGAUGAUGAAAUGGAACAGGAUAAUAAUGAUAAUGAACAAGAUGAAGCUGAGACUGAAGAAGAUGAAGAUGAAGAAGAUAAGCCAUCAUUAUCAUCGUCGCCACCAACAAAUCUUACGGAUGAGAAUAGUAGUUCAAGCAAUAGCAAUUCAACACCAUUGCCAUCAUCGUCAACAGAAGAUAUGCUUGAACAAUAA